Molecule: messenger RNA, 1224 nt
Organism: Wickerhamiella sorbophila
Lineage: Eukaryota; Fungi; Ascomycota; Dipodascomycetes; Dipodascales; Trichomonascaceae
Product: Autophagy-related protein 17
Exons: 1
Coding region: 1-1224 (407 amino acids)
Biological process (GO): autophagosome assembly; activation of protein kinase activity; piecemeal microautophagy of the nucleus
Cellular component (GO): Atg1/ULK1 kinase complex; phagophore assembly site
Molecular function (GO): protein kinase activator activity; molecular adaptor activity
Source: RefSeq, a predicted model, not a curated record
AUGGCGUCGUCAGAGGUGAUUGAGGAGGCCGAAAUGGCACUACGAGAGGCAGAUCCGUUGUGUGUGCUUGCCAAUGGACGAGUAAAUGAGAGUAGGCAGUGUAUGGAGCGGGCUAUUGUCUUAAGAGCACGUUUAUUGUUUCUGAACGACGCCCAAACCGACCAGCUCCAGAAUAUGGGUAAUUUGUACGUCCUUUUGCGCACUUCUAUCGAGCAGGCGGACAAGAACUGCUCCACCAACAUCAAACAGUUGCAAUCUGCUCAAUCAAUAUUGCUGGAAGAGCUUUCACAGCUGGGCAAAAUUAAAAUAGACCCCGCAUUCGUCAACUCCGGAGAAACCCUACGUAGCUUUGUGCAUAUGGACGGAAUUCAGACCUUGCAGACCCAGACAGACGAUUUGGUAGCGCAACUCAAACAGGGAGUGCGAGACUUGGUGGCUUUGCCUGAUAAAUUGCAGAAGGAGCUCAUAGCGGUUAGGUCCCACCAGCCGUCUAUGGAUGAGUUUACAACGGGCAGUUUGAAAAACCUGGUCACCGAUAUGGCAUCGAUUGCUGAGCAGAUGGGGCCCUACGCGCAUGAAAUGGCUCAAUGGCUCGAUAGCCUAACUCGCCAUUAUGAUCUGUGUAUUGAAACCCAAGAACUGGAUUCUACAGAGGUCCAACAGGCGCUGGCGGUUGUGGAGGCAGAUCGUUUGCAAUUGGAACCGGCACUAAAAAUGCUCCAUGACGCAAGCGGCCAGAUUUUACAGCUCUAUUCAAAAUCGCAGUCUUACUUGUCCACCCUCGAGUCUUUGUACGAUCGAUCGAAUGCCUUUUUCGACCGCCUUGAGGCAUUCACGUCUCAUACACUACGAAAGUACGGUAACCAAGUGAAUUCGCGCUACAAUGAGUGUACGGUUCUGUUUGAGCAAGCCAAUGCGCACAUUGCAGAGCUUGAUGGGUUAGCGGACUACUACAAACUUUUCCGCGAAGCAUACCGGGCCACGGUCAACGAAAAAGUUCGCCGCAAACGCGCCCAAGGGCAGCUAAGUCGUCAAAUUGCUGAGUAUAACACUCAACUUGCCACUGCUCAUGCCACUGAGCUGUCAGCUCGGGCUCGGUUCGUUGACGCUUGGGGUGAUUUCCUACCAAAAGAUCUCUGGACCCAUUUGGACGCCGAACCACAAAUAUACUCGAUUCCAUUUGAACCAGAAGAUGGGCUCGAGGAUGAGGACUUCGAAGGUUAA